GCGGACAUGACGCUCGCCUCGCCUCUAGCAGACGAUCUCUCAAGAAGACCCUAAAGUGCAGUCUGCUGCAGCAGCAAGCCAGACGACAGCCCGAGCAUCAGUACUGCAUUGCAGAGUUUUCCGACCACAUCUCUGCACCCACAUCUUUCUCUGGAUUCUUUCACCCAUAAGCGAGGGACCCUCAGCGCAGGCUAGGCCAUGGAAGAUGAGCAGGACAGUGGAGCUCGAGGUGCUGAAUUGCUUAAGUUAAUAAUAUCUCUCUCAGAACGAGCUGGCAACAUAGCUCGACGUAUAAGGAAAGACGACCAUCUUAUUAAACUGUUGACACAACAGAAAGGUAGUGACGAAGCAAAUCCUCGUUUUGUUCAAGAUUUUAAAACAUUGGCUGAUGUACUUAUUCAAGAAACAGUAAGACAUUAUAUCGGCUUGAAGUUUCCAGAGUUAACACCCCACAUAAAAGGAGAAGAGAGUGCCAAAUUCAGCAACAUUCAUGGAGAAACUGUUACAGUUGAAGUGAAAGAAACUCAAGAAGAAACUGCCAAGAUGUUGUGCAAGGUUCUAGAUGGAGAUGAGGCCGCAGCAGAGAAGCUGGCUGAGGAAGUUCAUCAGGAGGUGCACUUGGAUGAUGUGAAUUUUGGCUCUGUGCCAUUGCCCUGUCAUCUAGUUUUGCCGAUUAAAGAUCUUGGGGUUUGGAUUGAUCCAAUUGACUCAACAGCCGAGUAUAUUGCUGGAGAUCCUGCAGGAGGUCCUCCAGUCAAUCCAGAAUCUAUGGUGAAAAGUGGUCUCCAUUGUGUGACUGUAUUGAUUGGUGCUUAUGAUCGAAACUCUGGCAUUCCUUUGAUGGGAGUUAUAAACCAGCCUUUCUAUUUGAAAGAUCAACAUGGGUACAUGGGAAGAGUCUGUUGGGGAGUGAAGUGGGGCAAUACAAGAGCCUUUUCCUCACCCAUUUGUGAUUGUGCCUCUAGAUCCACAAUUGUUGCUAUCAGUGGAAGUGAAAGCCCAGAGGUCAAGGCCAGUUUAGAAGAGGCUGGAUAUAGACUUUGUCAAGCAGCUGGCGCUGGUUAUAAGCUACUGUGUGUUAUUUUGGGAAUAGCACAGGCAUAUAUUUUGACACGGGACUCAACAUACAAAUGGGAUACAUGUGCCCCUCAUGCUAUUUUGAGGGCACAGGGUGGUGAUAUUUUGAUUCGUAAGAGUUUAGGAGACACAAAUGAUGGUGUGACAUACUCUACACCUGAUUUCGAUGAGGGUGUCCCUGAUCUAAUGGCUCAGUACUGUAAUCGAGGUGGUAUUAUAGCGUAUCGUAGUAGUAGCACCUUAAAUAACAUAAUUAGCGCCCUUACACCAGGCUAACUGUGUAUUUAGUGUUUUAAACCAAGCUGAUGUAAUUAAAAUUUUAUCACACUGUCCUCUUAGCUCUUAGUUCUUAUAUUCAAUCCCAUUUCAGAGCUUGAAUACAAUCUAAGGAGAAUAAUUAUUUUCUGUUGUCCAAUUGUUGUCAGUUUUUUGUGAUCUUAUGAGUAAAGAGAUCCAUAGUAACCGCUGCCUAAAUCCUUGCCAUAAAGUGACCUUAUUGUGAUAAUUCAUCUACUAUUCUCUGUAUCUUUUACACUAAGUCUUCACAAGAUUUUUAAUUAUUUGAGUUUGAAAUGAUUGUUGAUUUUGAAAUGUAAGAUUGUCAUUUUUUCUAAACAAUAAGUAAAUCUAAGAUUGUUAAAUUUUUCGCUGUAGAUUUUAUAUUGUUUGUUAAUUUUUGAUUGAGUUGUUGAUCUAAAAUUGUUUUGUGUUGCAUUCCAAAUCAAGGUUUUUGUUGUACUACGUUUUGUGUGAUCUCAUUACCAGUAUGAGUGUGGUUCUUUCUUCCUCUCCUCUCUACUACAUUAGUUGUAUCUCCAUAUGCAUUUAUUCAGUGUACCUUGCUUUGGAUUGUACAGGAAAUAGCCCCGAAUAUGUGUUGACCACAAUAGUUGAGCACCAUAGCUUUACUCGAUUAUUCUUUUAUAUUAUUUAGCUAUUAUUCUAAAAAUUUGUCAUUUCUUUUAGCAGAGAUCCGUCCCUUUUAAAUCAGGUAGUUCUCGUAAGAGAGGCUUUGAUCUUGUUUAAUUAUUUUAUGGACAUACUUACUUACUUAUAUCAUUGAGAGUUCUAUGUUUUUCUUAAUGUGAUGUAGUAUUGUAAUAUUAUUUUAUUUUCUCAUAUGGCUGAUGGCUGUCAAGUACUAUACAACUUUUUUGUGUUCAUGCAGGGUUUAGAAGAUUCGACUGGCUCGACUGGCUGCAAUUGUCAUUUGUUGGAUAUGUUCUAGUUAGAGAUCAGCCACCUUUAAAAGUCAUUAGAACAUAUCCAACAAAUUACAAAAGCCUCAAUUCAUUACGACAGAGAUCCUUUGUUUUUGUUUGUAAAUUUUCAUUGUUAAUAUGUAAUGUGUGUAUAGUAAUGCAAGAAAUACACAAAUUAAAUGAGCAUUUAAAAAACAGCAA
Molecule: messenger RNA, 2480 nt
Organism: Frankliniella occidentalis (western flower thrips)
Lineage: Eukaryota; Metazoa; Arthropoda; Insecta; Thysanoptera; Thripidae
Gene: Ipp
Product: inositol polyphosphate 1-phosphatase
Exons: 7
Coding region: 199-1353 (384 amino acids)
Biological process (GO): phosphatidylinositol phosphate biosynthetic process
Molecular function (GO): inositol-1,4-bisphosphate 1-phosphatase activity
Source: RefSeq, a predicted model, not a curated record